Symbiodinium necroappetens is the source of this 1316-nucleotide messenger RNA. NCBI's taxonomy places the organism in Eukaryota, Dinophyceae, Suessiales, Symbiodiniaceae. The record is from the annotation of a GenBank genome assembly.
GCUGUGCAGAGCUGCUCGACCAGGUGUUGCGACGGCAGCAGGUCGCUCACGAAGUUGGGCGCUUCGCUGGGCUCGAGAUGUCCAGUCGGCUUUGUGCCUUAUCGCGGUUUCACGGGGCCAACUUGCGCAGCUCGCUCGCGCUGCUGCGUCAGGACGCCCGGCCUGAGCUCUACGUUUUCGGUGGUCAAACUAGCCGUCAAACUCUCGCCUCGGUCGAGCGCUUCGACUGGGACUCCAGCACCUGGGAAUCCCUGCCGCCCAUGCCCACGGCGAGGAGCUUCUGCUGCGCCGCAGCCCUGGGCGGCAAACUCUUCGUCUUCGGUGGCGAGAGAGACCAACGUGCAGCUUUCGCGGCUGCCGAGUGCUUCGACCCCGUCAGUGGCGACUGGGAGCGGCUGCCACCUCUCCCAACGCCUAGGGCCGGGUGCUGCGCCGCUGCGGCGGCCAAGCGGCUCAUGGUUUGCGGCGGCCUUGUCAUGGCCUGGCAAGUCCUGGACGUGGCUGAGGGCUACGAUCCCGAUACCCGAAAAUGGCAGAGAUAUCCACCGAUGCCGACUCCUCGAUGCGGGUGUGCUGCUGCCGGCUUUGCCGACCGGGUGCUUGUUUGCGGUGGCCAGCUUGCAGAUGGGACGGUCUUGGACAAGGUCGAGAUGCUGUCGGUGCCCACAGAGAGCUGGGAGUGCCUGGCAGCACUGCCAUCUGCAAGGAGCGGCUGCAGUGCGGCAGUGGUUGCAGGAACCUUGCUUGUCGUUGGUGGACUCGGCGGGAGUGGGCUCACAAUCCCAGUUGUGGACCGCUUCGACCUGGAGGCCAGGGAGUGGACCUCACCUCUCUCCGUCACGCUUGCACGGGCUGGUGCUGCCCUGUGCGUCGUUGGGCACACCAUCCAUUUGCUCGGAGGCUUCGAUGGCAACCGACAAGAUUGUGACCACCACGAUGCCCUGGAUCUGCGAACAAGCACCGUUUGUGCACUUCGGCCGCUGCCGGCCCCGAGGAGGUUGUGCUGCGGUGCUGCCGUGGACAACCUCUUCGGUGAUUGGGCCUGCAUGAGGACUGUGAUUCGCGAAGGCGAAGGUUGGGGCUGCCUCAUGGAGGACUGCGAGGUGGAGAUCUCCAUCCGGGCAGAGGCAGAGGAUGGACGAACGCUUGAAGAGCUGCGGCAGGUGCCGUACAAUCUCGGCUCGGGAAAUCCACAAGUGUUUUUCCACUGCAUGAUGUUCGUCACGGCAAGCGGCAGCAAUGUGCGAGUCUUGCUCGCCCGAUCCGCGCUUCCAACUUUGGCCCAGACCGCUGCGACUUCAUUUUGCGAGGAUUGA